Molecule: messenger RNA, 835 nt
Organism: Chiloscyllium plagiosum (whitespotted bambooshark)
Lineage: Eukaryota; Metazoa; Chordata; Chondrichthyes; Orectolobiformes; Hemiscylliidae
Source: RefSeq, a predicted model, not a curated record
AUGAGCCACCAGGAAGUUAGAGACCAUGUAGCUCAUACAGUUGAAAGGUUUCGAAAAGACAAAGUGAAACUGUGUGAACAGCAGGAGGAGGUGCAAAGGAAGUUGGUGCAAAUGCAGCUCGAAGAGCUGAUAAAGAAAGAAAAAGAGAAGGCUAAAAAGGUGUUUCCAGUAAGAACUGACACAGUAAUCAACACUAGUGUGAGCCAAGUGCUGGUGCAAGGGGGGGUCCUAUCAGUUCACGUCACUACACAGCAACUUGUGGUCAUUUCAGCUACCCCAGGAAGGGCUUACUCCUCUGAUGGAACCUCACCACUCUAUUAUUAUGAUCUAACAACUGUCACGGUGCAAGGAAUAUGUCCAUAUGGGGACGUCGAUGAUAAGACCAUAAGACACAAGAGUGGAAUGUUCACACCGACUGUGUUCUUUCUGUUCUCUCCCAGGAGCCGCGAUCGACAGUGUGGUCAGGGUGACUCUGUGUACCCGGUCGGAUAUUCGGAAAAGCAGCUGCCGGACACCAGUGUACAGGAGACCGACAGGAUCCUGGUCGAGAAACGGUGCUGGGACAUCGCCCUGGGUCCCCUGAAGCAGGUGCCCAUGAAUCUGUUCAUCAUGUACAUGGCGGGCAACACCAUCUCCAUCUUCCCCAUCAUGAUGGUCUGCAUGAUGGCCUGGAGACCCAUCCAGGCACUGAUGUCCAUGUCAGCAAGUGAGUAUCGCACCCAGAUCUGUGGUAUAGAGGCCAGGCAGUGUACAGAUACCUCCUUGAGAGAGAGGGGACUGAGAGACACCAGUCAGUGUACAGAUAUCUCCCUGAGGGAGAGGGGACUGAGAGACA